CCUGCCUUGAAACUCGAUCGCCUAACGGGACCACAAGCCCUUGGGUUGAGCCGUGAUGUCCAAUUGCAAGCCCCAAACCAGCACGAUGGAGCCAGAACGCGUACAUGCCAGGGAUCAGUAAACCCCAAAAAUAUGCAUGGUCCAUCUAGUUAUCACUUUCUUUGUCUUUAGUGCCGGCUACGUAUAUCUCUGGUCUUCUCCAGGGUCCAUAAGACUUGGCAGUUUGGCCGCUCAGGUCUUAUAAGAUCCACACCCCUCUCUCUCCUCGGAGGCUUAUACCAACAACGAACUGUCGCGCCUUUUAAUUUCUCAUUCUCUGUCUCUUAGCGGUUUUCGAUUCCCUUCUAAUUGCCUAUUUUCACGCCAUUCACGUCGUUCACGCCCGCCCACUCAGUCACCAAAUCCCCCGCAUAGACCACAGAUACAGGAAUGCCGCUCCCAGAGAACUACAAUUACUACCACUUCCACCCCAACAAGGUCAUCGGCAUCGUCGCAACCGCCCUCUAUGGCACCAGCGCCAUAUUCCACAUCGUGCAGCUAUGGCGCGCGAGGGCCUGGUACUUUCUAUCCCUCCUCACCGGCGCCUUCAUGAUGACCCUCGGCUACAUCUUCCGCGUCAUGGGCGCCGAAGAUCCGACAGCCUUCGGGCCCUUUGUCGCGCAAUCGAUCUGCAUCGUGCUCCCGCCCGCCUUCUACGCCGCCACCAUCUACAUGACCUACGGCCGCAUCGUGAACCACGUCGGCCGCGACGACCUCUCGCUCGUGUCCGCCCGCAAAGUCACCAAGAUCUUCCUCUGGGGCGACAUCACCGCCAUCAUCGGCCAGUCGACCGGCGGCGGCCUGACGCCCAACGGCGGCAGCCUGGCCAAGGUCGGCGACGGCAUCACCGUGGCGGGUCUCUUCGUGCAGCUCGUCUUCUUCGGCUUCUUCCUCGUCGUGACGAUUAUUUUCGAGCGCAGGAUGCACGCGGAGGCGUUUAAGCGGCCCUACCCGAAGUGGCUGGUCCUGAUUUGGGUGCUGUUCUUCGUGUCGGCGCUGAUUAUCAUUCGGUGCAUCUUUCGGAUCAUUGAGUAUAUUCAGGGCGCGGAUGGGUAUCUGGCGACGCAUGAGGUGUAUCUGUAUGUCUUUGAUACGUUGCCCAUGUUUGUCGUCCAGGUUAUCUUUCACUUCUGGUAUCCGGGUGAUAUUCUCACGCCGAGAGAGCCGCAGGGGAUUCCGUUGACGUCGCAGGGCACGGGGUCGGAUGAGACGGCGUAGAUUGCACUGGUUUAUAGUUUUAUUCUUACUUCGUUCUAGGAUGACCAUGUCUGGGGCUAGGAGACCCAGUGUAUAGAUCAUGAGCAGGGGUUAAUGUCUGGCGUUCAUUGCGAUGAUUUUCGGUAUUGUUUCAACAUUUCAACAUGUGAGCGUUCGUUUAUUGAUUUAGACUUGAGUCAAUGUUUUGCAGAUCAGACUAGACAGACAGAUAGAUCGAG
Messenger RNA from Aspergillus steynii IBT 23096, 1475 nucleotides. Its product is annotated as RTA1 domain-containing protein. Lineage: Eukaryota; Fungi; Ascomycota; Eurotiomycetes; Eurotiales; Aspergillaceae. Gene Ontology annotation, cellular component: membrane. Bases 430 to 1257 code for a protein of 275 amino acids. The record is from RefSeq and is a predicted model, not a curated record. The transcript is spliced from 2 exons.